AUCACCAAAGCAAUCGUAGCAAAACUACGACAAAGGAAAGCCCCAACGGCUUUCAAGUGGGUAAAGGGACAUGACGGCCACGAGCUGAAUGAAGGAGCUGAUAAGCUCGCGGGCAGAGGCGCAGAGAAAACAACGCACGACGAUGUAUCACUCGAAAUCCCCCCGGAACUAAAAAUUGUGGGUGCCAGACUCAACCUCAUAACACAGAAGACGGCCUACAGGGCAAUCAGAGUAAACAAAGCAAGAACAACGAAAAAGAGAGCACCGACCGUAAGAAACAUCGAAAAGAUAAAAGACGACUUCAAUCUUGCUUUCGGAACAAAACUCCGCGAAGAAACCAUAUGGAAAGCAGUCAGAAAACGCGAAAAGAUCACAAGGGAAGCAGCCCAAUGGAUGUGGAUGUCAAUCCAUGAUGCAUACAUGAUAGGGAAUAACUGGCUAAAGCCAAACAUGCCCGACGAUCUCAAGAAAAGAGCAAUAUGCAAGGCUUGCGGCCAAAUCGAAACAAUGGAACACGUACUCUUCACAUGUACCGCAACGGGAAGAGAAACGAUAUGGAAGGCUCUGAACGCCAUGUGCGAAGCGACCGGAAUGCCGGAAAUUGUCCCAGACUGGGGGUCGAUCUUCGCGGCCGGAGCAAUAGAGCUGAAGCAAGAAGGAAAUGACGAAAGAGACACAGCGGGUGAAAUGAGAUGGGCCACACUGGCCACAGAAGCAGCCCAUCUAGUAUGGAAACUGAGGUGCGAAAGAGUGAUUGCGAACGAGGGUCGAGAACACUCAGAGCGAGAAGUAACGCAGAGAUGGAACGCGACGAUUGACAGGCGCCUAGAUCUAGAUAGGCGCACCGCGGCUCAGAUGGUCGGAAAAAGAAGAAAACAAACCAUAGCCAGAGUCGAAUACACAUGGUCACCACUUCUAGAAGACUCAGAAAACCUCCCAGACGACUGGGUAACAUCAUGCGGGGUUUUAGUGGGUAUUAAGAAA
Epithele typhae is the source of this 984-nucleotide messenger RNA. RefSeq lists its product as uncharacterized. The transcript has a single exon. NCBI's taxonomy places the organism in Eukaryota, Fungi, Basidiomycota, Agaricomycetes, Polyporales, Epitheliaceae. The record is from RefSeq and is a predicted model, not a curated record. The annotation marks the transcript as partial. Gene Ontology annotation, molecular function: RNA-DNA hybrid ribonuclease activity; nucleic acid binding.